AUGUCUUCAUCAAAUUCAAAUAUUCAAACGAAAAUUCAAGUUACUAAUGUUCUACGACAUGAACUUGAAACAUUAAAACCAGGACGUAAAGUCUAUGUUCAACAGCCAGGUAGUUUAGUAUUUUUCAAAGGUGAUAUCCCAAGUGCACUUAAAAAUUGUCAAGAAACACUCAAAUCUCUUCAACGUGAAUAUGAACAACUCGAAAAUCAAAUGGAUCAAAGCGCUUAG
This is a messenger RNA of Rotaria sordida, 228 nucleotides long. The record is from the annotation of a GenBank genome assembly. Lineage: Eukaryota; Metazoa; Rotifera; Eurotatoria; Philodinida; Philodinidae.